Alligator mississippiensis (American alligator) is the source of this 4403-nucleotide messenger RNA. RefSeq names its product probable small intestine urate exporter. Gene Ontology annotation, molecular function: transmembrane transporter activity. NCBI's taxonomy places the organism in Eukaryota, Metazoa, Chordata, Crocodylia, Alligatoridae. The transcript is spliced from 11 exons. Gene Ontology annotation, biological process: monoatomic anion transport; transmembrane transport. The record is from RefSeq and is a predicted model, not a curated record. The coding region runs from base 196 to 1698 and encodes 500 amino acids.
GGGACGUGGCCGGGGGGCGGGGCUUGGAGUCCUUCGCACGGAUUUGGAGCUGGUUUGGCUUUUUCAGGAGGAGGAAGGAAGAAAAGUCUGAGCUUCGCGCUCCCUGCCCGCCCCCGGUGGGGACCACGGCGGCUGGUGACCCCAUGUCUGCGCUUCGUGCCCGCCAGUCGCUGAGACGCUCCCUCGAGGGGGACGAUGGAGCCAAGCGCUGAGAGCGCCCAGGCGGGCGGCCCCGACACGGACACGGACACGGACGAUGCUGCCCUGCUGCCCGCCCCGCAGCCCUCCUGCUGCCAAGGGCUCUGCUCAGCUCGCUGGGGGCUGGCUGUUGUCCUGCACAUCACCCUCUUCAUGGUGUACGCGCUCCGGGUCAAUCUCAGCAUGGCCAUCGUGGCGAUGACGAACGCCACCCACCCCAGCAGCCAGGCCAACGUCUCCGUCGAAGUGUGUUCUAACCACUCCCACGCGUGGUCCAACGGCUCCCACCCAGCAUUCGCCCAUGGGGCUCCUGUGUACGACUGGAGCGCCGAGACCCAGGGCGUCAUCCUCAGCUCCUUCUUCUACGGCUACAUCUUCACCCAGAUGCUUGGCGGUUACUGGGCAGGCACACUGGGUGGGAAGGUGGUGCUGGGCUGCGGGCUGUUCCUCACCUCAGCCCUCACGCUUUUCGUGCCGCUGGCGGCAAAGCUGGGAGUCGUGUAUCUCAUCGGGCUCCAGGUGCUGCUGGGCCUCGCGGAGGGGGUGAUAUUUCCAGCGCAAUACACGCUGUGGGCAAAAUGGGCUCCCCCCAUGGAACGCAGCAGGCUCAUGAACAUUGCGGAUGCUGGAUGCACCUUCGGGACCUUCCUCACUUACCUUGUGGCCGGGUUCAUCUGCCAGUGCCUGGGGUGGCCCUAUGUCUUCUACAUCUUUGGCGGCAUUGGCUGUGUCUGGAGCAUGUUCUGGUUCCUUCUGGUCUAUGAAGAUCCUGCCUGUCACCCUUGCAUUAGUGCCCGCGAGAGGGAUUACAUCGUGUCGUCCCUGGCCAGUCAGGGGUGUUCUCAUGGCUGGUCCCUCCCACUCAAGGCCAUGGCAAGGUCGCUGCCCCUGUGGGCGAUCGUUGUGGCCUGUUUCUGCACCGACUGGCUCUUCUACACGCUGCUGACAUCCAUGCCGACGUACAUGAACAAUGUGCUGCACUUCAACAUCCAGGAGAAUGGGCUCCUCUCAGCACUGCCCUAUGUUGGCAAUGGCCUGGGUCACAUCCUGUCGGGGCUGCUGGCAGACUUGCUCCUUUCCAGGCAUGUGCUCAGCACGGCUGCAGUGCGGAAACUGUUCUCAGCAGUGGGGAUGCUGCUGCCUGGCGCCUUCCUGGUGGCUGUGUCCUACAUCGGCUGCAACUACACAGCUGCCGUGGCCUUUCUCACACUGUCCUUGACCGUGAACAGCACGACUGGGGCAGGCCUGAACAUCAACCAUAUUGACAUUGCCCCCAGGUAUGCCGGGUUUCUGCUGGGGAUCACAAACACCUUUGGCAUAAUAGCAGGGAUCAUUGCUCCCACUGCGGUCGGAUUCCUCACCAGCCAGGACCUGGUGACUGGCUGGAGGAACGUCUUCUUCCUGUCGGCAGGGAUCGAUCUCUUCGGCCUCCUGUUCUACGUGGCCUUUGGCAAUGGGACCAUCCAGGAGUGGGCUAAAGAGGAUGUUGCCAGCCAGUGAACAACUGAGUCAGGCUGCUGUGUGACAAGGGUGUGGGAUGAAACAUGCUCCAGGGAACGUAGGUUAGUCAAGAUAUCCCAGCCCUGUCCAGCACCUGGAUAGAAAGUGCCAGGCAUUUGUGUAGCCAGCCAGCUGUGUCCUGGAUUCCCACGCCCUUCCCCAGGCUUCACGUGAUCAAAGCACAAGUGAGCACAGCAGGGCGACACAGGCAGGGGUUGUGUUAUACUCCCUGCAAGAGGUGCGUGCAGGCGUGCGGGCUCCCCAGUGUCUGGGGAGAAUGAACAGCAGUUUCUGACCAUCAGAUGCAUCUCACUGCCCACACACCUUUUAAAGAGACAGUCCUUUCUCCCCCAUCCCAGCUGAUCAGAAGCGACUUUAAAAAAAGAAAAAGGCCCAGAGAAAACCAGCAUGUGUUUGCCUGCAGAGAGGGGACUUGGCUUCAGUUUAAUUUGUGACGUGACUGGAGUCUUUCCCCUUUGAGAGAGAGCUGGGGUUUGCUUUCAGUCGGUGGAAAGAGGUCUCCUUUCAAGAUGCUCAGUUGGAGGUAGGCUCCUUUUCUGCUCUGAAUUGAUUUACCCAGGUUGAGUUAGAAUUUCACCUCUCUGCAGCAGAGUGCCUGUUUUCAGCCCCCUUUCUUGGGAUGGUGGCUUAGUUCAUGGUGCUUUUUUAUUAAUGGUGCAUUUUUAUACUAUAAGCAGCAGAGCUAAGACAGUUUCCCUCUGGUGCCUCCCUUAGCGACUGCAGUGAAAUCUGCCUCUUUCCUGCCCCAUGACACCAGCUCAUGUCUGGUUUAUUUGAUAAGAGGCCAAACUAGGAUUAAUCCCCCGUUCACAGGAUAAUGCUGUUGCUGCUGGUAACCUCUUGGCUUGAAGGUUGCUAGGGGGACCCCAGUCAUGCCCACCCCUCCCAGAAUUGCAGUAUGAAGCAGCGGAGACUGUAGUCCACAGUGCUUCACUGCUUCCCCUGGGAUCUUAUCCCCCUCCUCCGGAACGUUAUUUCAGGGGCGUCCGAAAUCUGUUGGUAGGGGAAGCUCUUCAGCCUCUGAGCAUGGUCUAGUCCUUUGAAGUGAAUUAUAAUGCUGGUCCCUGCUAAGCUGCCACAUGGGCAGGUCCUGUGAGCAUCUAUGAGUCCAGGCUAGGACCAUCUGCAUGUACCACCCCCCGCCCCUUCCUGCCCAGGCAGAGGCACCUACUUUCACCUGGCCUGAGGUGUCAGGUGAGGGAGGAAGGAAGUUGGGGGAAGGCUCCAGGUCUAGUCAUCUCAUUCCUGACGCACCACCCUGCGCUCACCAGGGCACCUACGGUCCCAUUGAAGUGAGCUAGACAGGGCCACAGGGGAGAGAUUCAAGUUGAGAGUUUAUUCACACUGGGAUUAUCCAGGCUUCUCCCCUCAUCCACUCCCCUCCCCCAGUUUACCCUGAAGGAAAGCCUCACAUUAAGAACAAGAACAGAAAAACCUCACCUUUCCAGAGGAAGCUCUUCCGUUGUGUUUUGUUGCUCAGGAGCCAGUCCUGAAUAAGCAACUCCAGAUGCUGGUCUGUGAUGGCAGGGUUUGGGGUGCCCUCCAUUGCUGAUAACUCUGAGCGAGCCACCUACUUCCCCCCGACCAGAGUAUUCGCUUCCUUCUGGUCUUCAUCACAGACUGGGUGACCUUGGAGGUGCCCACAGCCUUCUUCUCCAUAGCCUUGAUCACACCCACGGCCACCGCCUGCAUCAUGUCCCGCACAGCAAAGCAACUUGUUAGGGAAGGACGGCAGGGUCAGGACCCCUUGUCUUCCUUGAUGGCAAACCCCAAGGACCCCUGUCCUGCUGUUGAGGCUUGUCCUGUGCAGGGUGCAGUUUGUACGUGAGCAGCCCCCUGGCUUUGUCAGAGACAGAGGGGCAGAUUUGGUGGAGCAGAUGGAGCAAGGCAACAGUUCCCCAUUCCCUCCACCCGCACACACCCAUUGAGAAGGCCUUAUCCUCCCUCUCCACCCAGGUACUAGGACUGGGCUUUCAAGGGGCAUUAAUAGAGUGUGAGGUGGGUACUCGGAGAAGCUGUCCACACGAGCUUGCUAGGGAUCAUCUGAACAGUGGCGGCAUCCCCAGACUUCAGCUCUGCAGGAUUGUCCUCCAGCUUCUUGCCAGACCUGCAGACCUUCUCCCACAGCUUGGCAAACUCGCAGGCAAUGUGAGCCGUACGGCAGUCUAGCACCAGGAGGGAGCCAGCAGAGAUCUGGCCGGGGUGGUUCAGGAUGACGACUCGUGUGGACAGAAGCAAAGGGAUGUGAAGGAGAGCAGAAAGCAGGGCACGCUGGGGCUGGGGCGUGUGGGUUCCUUGCCAAGGGUCUCCUGCAAGGUUCUCCAUGGUGCAGCACCACCAGGGUUAAGAGCAGACUCAGAAUUGACCGUUCCAGCAAUCCUCCUUCAGGGGAAGCUCUGUGAACAACAGCCAUCUCACCUGUUCAGGAAAUGACCUUCCCCUUCCUCCCCAUCCCAAACACACCCGGAAAGUGUAGCAGGGCUCUGUAGUGACACAGGCCUGACUGGGCAAGGCAACUUCACCUUUGCAGGCCUCAGUUUCACUACUUGUAAAAUGGGGAGAAUUUUGCUUCUCUAUAGUCCAAAGGACUUGACUAGCGGAAAGCACUACAUAACUUGAGAUUUUACUUGCCUUAAAUAAAGCCUCGCUCUGGACCCACAACCCCUUGGCCAGAGUAUUUGAAA